Mesocestoides corti is the source of this 1044-nucleotide messenger RNA. Lineage: Eukaryota; Metazoa; Platyhelminthes; Cestoda; Cyclophyllidea; Mesocestoididae. The record is from the annotation of a GenBank genome assembly.
AUGCAGAACUUCUCUCACACCAUAUGGAUGGGUGAUUUGGAACCCUUCAUGGACGAAGCUUUCAUCCGACAAGCGUUUGAAUUCCACGAUGAAAAGGUUGUCAGUGUAAAGAUAAUUCGAAAUAAAGCGACAGGUCAAACUCUCGGUUAUGGCUUCGUAGAAUUCCAAGAUGGUGUUGCUGCUCGGGAUGCUAUGUUGAAGUUGAACGGAAAACCAAUUCCAGGCAUUCCUACGCGGCGCUUUAAGCUCAAUCACGCUAGCUAUGGAAAGGACAGUACUGCUGGAGAAUAUUCGCUUUUCGUUGGCGAGCUAACCGAAGAUGUAGACGAUUUGAUUCUCUUUAACGCCUUCAAAAAGUACCCAUCCUGUCGCUCGGCUAAAGUUGUUAUGAACAAUGGCAAGAGUAGGGGCUAUGGAUUUGUCAGGUUUGCGUCAGAGGCUGAUCAGGAUAAGGCGUUGAUAGAGAUGCAGAAUUUCUGUGGUCUUGGCUACAAACCAAUCCGCGUGAGUCUGGCCAUUCCGAAGCGCUACACUGCGGACGGACAGCUCAUUCAGGCAGCUAAAGACGAACAGGCAGCCGCCUCAUCAUCACUUCUACCCAGUGGUGUUCCCGAUCCCUUCACCGCGGCAGUGGCGGCAGCAGUGAGCGGCAGUUCACAGGCCCAAGCCGACUACUACCAGGCCUAUCAACAGUACUACCAGCAGUACUACGCCGCGCAAUACGCGCAGUACAGCUACGCGCAGAACAACGCGUCGGGCGACAGCGAACAGUUGGUGGCGCAGGCCGUCGCUUCCGCUGCCAGUCUAGCCACCUCCUAUGGCGGUGUGUUUGCAGCCGCUGCUGAGGAUCCGCUUCAUGAACACAUUCCCGGUGAGAGCAGACGGAUUUUUUACUACUUGCCUCAUCCAUCAUCGCUCUCUGCAGCCUUUGACCGGCCUCGACACAUUCAGGACAUCGACGAGUGUUUCCACUUUCUUGAGUCCUCCAGAUGGGACUUCUCUGACCCAUCUCUCCCUCUCCUCAUUGCUACAAUUCCACAAUAA